This is a messenger RNA of Linderina pennispora, 687 nucleotides long. RefSeq names its product alkaline phytoceramidase. The record is from RefSeq and is a predicted model, not a curated record. The transcript has a single exon. Gene Ontology annotation, cellular component: endoplasmic reticulum membrane. Gene Ontology annotation, biological process: ceramide biosynthetic process; ceramide catabolic process. The annotation marks the transcript as partial. Lineage: Eukaryota; Fungi; Kickxellomycota; Kickxellomycetes; Kickxellales; Kickxellaceae.
UACUGGGGCGACAUCACAGCCUCUAUUGACUGGUGCGAGACCAACUAUGAGCUGACGCCAUAUAUUGCCGAGUUUUUCAACAGCUGGUCGUCGCUGGCCAUGGUAAUCCUAGGCGAGGCAUGCGCGUACAUGAACCCGACGGGCCACAAGGGAUUCACGGCACUCGGACACUCAAUCACAGUGGUUGGACUCGGCAGCUGGCUGUUCCACGCGACGCUAAAGUACUCGAUGCAGAUGGCUGACGAGCUGCCGAUGAUCUGGGCCAUUGCAAUCUCGCUGUACCUGGCAGUCGCAAUGCAAUUCAAAUCGCACCAGGUGGUGUUCAAGUGGGGUCUGAUCUCGUGGACCGCAUUCACCACUGUGAUGACCGCAUGCACCAGUGGUAAGCUCGAGUUUGUUGUUUUCCAGACCACCUUCAACCUGUUCAGCAUCGCGAUGCUGUAUAUGACAUGGCGUGCCAAGCGCGACCUUGAGCGCGCGGGUAUGCCCGAGAUUUCCCGCCUGUUUUUCCACGGCCUCAAGUGGUAUGCGCUUGCUGGCACUGUCUGGCUCAUCGACACUAACCUGUGCCAGUACAUCAACGGCCAGGACUCGACGUCGGUGCUGCCAUUCAACAUGCAGCUGCACGCCUGGUGGCAUGUGUUUGCCUCGCUUGGUCUCGUAUACCUGGUGGUUCUGCUCAUGGCA